UGAGCUGCGGGAGCUCCGCCCCUCUCCCGGCGGGUUCAGCAGCAGCAGCAGCAGCAGGAUGUACCGCACCGUGCGGAGCCUCCAGCGCCUCAACAGCAGCCUGCUCUCCCCGCAGCAGCGCUGCCCCGCACUGCGCCUCCCCGCCCGGACCCCGCACUGCCCCGGCCUCGCCCAGCAGUACGCCCGCAGCAUGGCCGGCUCUGAGUCGUACAGGAUUGAGCGGGACACGUUCGGGGAGCUGAAAGUCCCGAGUGAUAAAUAUUACGGAGCUCAAACCGUCAGAUCAACCAUGAACUUCAGGAUCGGAGGAGCGACGGAGAGAAUGCCGAUCCAGGUGAUUAAGGCGUUUGGGAUUCUGAAGAGAGCGGCGGCGGAGGUGAAUCAGGAUUACGGUCUCGACCCAAAGAUCGCUGAGGCCAUUGUGAAAGCUGCAGAUGAGGUAACGGCUGGGAAGCUGGAUGAUCACUUCCCCCUGGUGGUCUGGCAGACGGGUUCUGGGACUCAGACCAACAUGAACGUGAACGAGGUGAUCAGUAACAGAGCCAUCGAGAUCCUGGGAGGAAAACUGGGGAGUAAAGAUCCCGUCCACCCCAACGACCACGUCAACAAGAGCCAGAGCUCUAACGACACGUUUCCCACGGCGAUGCACAUCGCUGCAGCUAAAGAAGUGCACGAGGUCCUGCUGCCCGGCCUGCAGGAGCUGCACGACGCUCUCGCCGCCAAAUCAGAGGAGUUUAAACACAUCAUCAAAAUCGGCCGAACUCACACCCAGGACGCUGUGCCCCUGUCCCUCGGUCAGGAGUUUGGAGGGUAUGUGCAGCAGGUGAAGUACAGUAUUGAGAGGGUGAAGGCGGCGAUGCCCAGGGUGUAUGAGCUGGCAGCAGGGGGCACUGCAGUCGGCACCGGACUCAACACUCGCAUCGGAUUCGCUGAGAAAGUAGCUGACCGGGUCUCAGCACUCACCGGUCUGCCGUUUGUGACGGCGGUGAAUAAGUUCGAGGCUCUGGCGGCUCAUGACGCUCUGGUGGAGCUGAGUGGAGCUCUGAACACUGUGGCCGUCAGCUUGAUGAAGAUCGCUAAUGAUAUUCGCUUCCUGGGUUCCGGCCCGCGGUCCGGCCUGGGGGAGCUGAUCCUGCCUGAGAACGAGCCGGGGUCCAGCAUCAUGCCUGGUAAAGUGAACCCGACUCAGUGUGAGGCGAUGACGAUGGUGGCCGCUCAGGUGAUGGGGAAUAACGUAGCCGUAACGGUCGGCGGCAGCAACGGACACUUCGAGCUCAACGUCUUCAAACCGAUGAUUAUUAAGAAUGUGUUAAACUCUGCUCGGUUGCUCGGCGACGCCUCUGUUUCCUUCACUAAAAACUGUGUUUUGGGAAUCGAGGCGAACACAGAGCGGAUCAACAAACUGAUGAACGAGUCUCUGAUGCUCGUCACCGCCCUCAACCCUCACAUAGGUUAUGAUAAAGCUGCUACGAUUGCGAAGACGGCUCAUAAAGAAGGUUCUACACUAAAAGCCACGGCGGUUAAACUGGGCUUCCUGACGGAGGAACAGUUCGAUCAGUGGGUUCGUCCGCAGGAGAUGCUCGGACCCAAGUGAUCAGAAAACUGUGGAAAAACGUAAAUUAAUAAUAUCUUUGUUCAAUAAAACACAGUAUUUGUGGAAA
Astyanax mexicanus (Mexican tetra) is the source of this 1661-nucleotide messenger RNA. RefSeq names its product fumarate hydratase (gene fh). Gene Ontology annotation, molecular function: fumarate hydratase activity. NCBI's taxonomy places the organism in Eukaryota, Metazoa, Chordata, Actinopteri, Characiformes, Acestrorhamphidae. The transcript is spliced from 10 exons. The record is from RefSeq and is a predicted model, not a curated record. Gene Ontology annotation, biological process: malate metabolic process; tricarboxylic acid cycle; fumarate metabolic process. Gene Ontology annotation, cellular component: tricarboxylic acid cycle heteromeric enzyme complex; mitochondrion. Bases 59 to 1594 code for a protein of 511 amino acids.